UCACGAGCAAAUUUUACGGAGCGAACCUGAAGUCGCUUGAUGAUGGAAAAUGCCGACUGAAAUCCCUUUUGUCUGGCGUAUUUUUACGCUGCCAGGCCAAGGAGGCAAUCGGUAGAUGCGGUCGCUAAAGUUGUGGUUUUUGGUUUCGUGACCAUGGCAAAAGAAACCCCAGGACUCUACUAAACUCAAAAUGCCUGUGGAGGAGAAGAGAGACAAGGCACAGACAUCUACAGUGAAUAGGGAGAAUGAAGAAAAAGAUUUAUCCAGAUUGUUAGACCUGCUAAACACCCCAGCCAGCAAACAACAGCUUCCUUCCAUCUCUUGGAUCCCAGAUGAAAAUCAGAACACCACAGGUAAUCCAUGGGCUGGGCAGGCAAAUGGAGUGUUACCCCAUCAACACCAGUCAACUGAAGCUCUUGCUUUGGAGAAAUUCAGCUCCAGGUACCAGGGAGUCAGGAAUUUCAGUUCACAUGCCCUCAGCAGUUACUUCAGCCAGAUUUUCACAGCCCUUGUAAAGCAGCGAGUUUGCUACCUGGAGUGGAUUGAACGAGUUCCUCCAGAAAAUAUUCUGAGAGUGCUAAUAUGCCUCAGAAUGCUUAUGAGGGACCACACAUUUCAGGUUGAAUUUUUCAAUCUAGGUGGUGUGAAAGUCCUUGCAGAGAGGCUACAACUAUUGACUGAAAGUUAUCUUGAGAAUGGAGAAGAGCCAUUUACUGUUGACAUUCUGAAAGAAAUGACAAACAUUUGUCAGAAACUUGCUGCAGAUGUUAAGCAGAGGGAGUGGCUUGUGGCAUGUUGUACUCAUAAGGCUCUUGUUCUUCUGUUAUCUGCUAGUGAUGUGAUGGUUCUUCAUUGUUCCUUGUAUGCCCUGAUUGGCUUGGCUCAAAGUGAGAGACCACGAGCUCUGAUUGGUGAAUUGAAUUGCACAGAGAUUCUAUUAAGAAUAUUACAGGAAUAUGACAUCCUUUCCAAAACUCUGGCAGCUGAUCUUCUGAGAAUAUUGUGUGCUGACAGCAGUAUCGGAGAGCAGGUUAAGGUCUUUGAUGGAAUCCCAAUUUGUCUGAGCUUGCUACAUUGUGAAAAUCUCAAGCUUCUGUGGAACGUGGUAUGGAUUAUUGUACAACUGGCUGAAGAUAGUGACUCUAGCAAUGACAUCAGAGUUCUUGGUGGAAUUCCUUUACUUCUGGCACUCCUUCAAGAUCGGAAGCCAGAGUCAAGUGCUGAAGUAUUAUAUCUGGGCUCUGAUACAAGUUCAAAAGCAUCAAUCAGUGCAGAGCAGACUGAGGCUGAUUCUGGAGAAGAUACCAUGCCUUUGAAAAUUGCUGUGUGCUCUGCCCUGACUGAGCUUGUUGUCAAUGACACUAAUGGACAGCAAAUUGUGCAGUCAAACGGUAUUUACUUGCUGGGAUUACUUAUUCUGCCCCAAGAAACGUCUUCUUCUGAGGAAGCCGCAACUGUAGAACAUCUUCAGAAAAGCGCAUUCAGGGCUUUGAGAUUCUUGUUUAGUAUGGAGCGAAAUCGUCAACUCUUCAAGAGAUUGUUUCCCCCAGACCUCUUCGAGAAAUUUAUUGAUGUCGGUCAUUACGUCAGGGAAUUAAAUGCCUACAAGUGCCUGGUUGACAAAAUUUCCACUUUGACGGAGGAGGACAUUUCAGUGAUUAAAACCAAUGUUCAAGCCACCAAUCAGAACAAGGCUCCUAGUCAUUCCAUUGGUUCAUACGAGGUACUUGAACUUCUGGGAUCUGGUGCAUUUGGAAGUGUCUUUAAAGUUAGAAAGAAGAAUGCUGGUCAGAGCUUUCUCGCCAUGAAAGAGAUGUCAGUUCAUAAUCCUGCUCUUGGAAAGACGGCUAAAGACAGAGGAAAGAGUGUUGGUGAAAUUGUUAAUGAAACAGCUAUCAUGAAAGAACAGCUAAGACACCCAAAUGUUGUCAAGUACCACAAAGCUUUUCAAGAAAAGGACAAACUCUUCGUCAUAAUGGAAUUAGUCGAGGGCGCUCCUCUUGGCGAGCAUUUUAAUUCCUUGAAAGAAAAAGGGACCAAGUUUUCAGAGGAGAGAAUAUGGCAUAUCUUUAUACAGAUUGUUUUAGGACUUCGUUACAUUCACAAAGAAAAACACAUCGUCCACAGGGAUCUUACGCCAAACAACAUCAUGCUGGGGGAAAAUGAUAAAGUCACUAUAACUGAUUUCGGUUUAGCCAAGCAGAAGAAUCCUGAUGCAAGUAAAAUGACGUCGAUGGUUGGUACAAUAUUAUAUUCAUGUCCUGAGGUUGUUCAAAGCAAGCCUUACGGUGAAAAGGCGGACGUGUGGGCCUCAGGCUGUAUUUUGUAUCAAAUGGCAACUCUUCAACCUCCAUUUUACUCGUCAAACAUGUUAGCAUUAGCAAAAAAUAUUGUAGAAGCUAAGUACAAGCCCAUACCUCCAGGAGAGUACUCGGACAAGCUGUCCGAGACUGUGACCAGGUGUCUAACACCCAAUCCUGAUGAAAGACCAGAUAUAAUUCAGGUUGCUGCCAUUAUCAGCGAAAUAAUGCUGGUGUAUGUGGACAAGUUGCGGUCCAAUGAGAUCAGCCUGGAAAAGAAACUGGAACGAGAAAGAAAAAGAACCCAGAGGCAUUAUAUCGAGGCAAAUCGUAAUAUGCAGAACUACCAUCGCCUUUUCUGGGCCUCACAAGAACGCUAUGACAAGCUGGUGAACCUGUCAAGUAGUGGAGGAGCCGCUGGCUUCAGGAACGUUGACGUCCCUGAAGGUUCUGACACCGUCUUUGAGGCAGCGAGUGCCCUAGCAGAGUUCAACAAGAAUGGCGUUCAUAAAAACGGCGAAACAGAGUUUGCGAACCAAGUGGAUUCUGGAAUUGACAUUGGAGGAGAAGCUCAAGCCAACGUAGUCCUGGGUUCCAGUAUCAGAUCACCUGAACAAAAUGGUGGUACUAAACCUGAAAGUAGCUCGUCGCCAGGCUCAACGCGGCGGCAAAGGACUCUUAAGCCAGUUAUUACUGAUAAAUCUAGUUACAAAGGGAAUACUGAAAAAUCGUCCUCUUUAAACAAAGACAAAGAUAAGCCGUUAUCGGGCGGUAGGGUAGGAAUAGAAAAAUUGUCCAACAGUAGGACUAUCGUUGAGAAACCAGGCGCCAGUUCUUCCGCCACUAAUUCUCAUGUUUUUGCGGUACCGAAGCCCCCGGGACCACGGAAAGGCGCGAGGAGACAACUUCAUGUUGAUUUCGCGGCCGGCAGCAAGGCCUCCCCGUCAAAUGGUUCGAGUACUAUAACAACAACACCUGUUGGCGGAAAUUCAUCUGGGAUUCCUGCUCCUGGGAUAAGUGAACUUUCAUCGAGAAGGACACAUAGCAGCUCAUCUGUGGAAACGUAUAGAAGACAGAGUAGUGGACAGUUGAAGGCACGACCUCCUACUGCCGCAGCCACUCUCAGCAUUUCUCCUCGCAAAGUGCGUCAAAUAAACGAUCCCAUCUCCCAGAUUCUCAACCAACUCCACAAGAUCAUCUUCAUAACGCAGUUACCACCUACAUUAUCACCAAACCCACAGAGAAGAAUAGUCGAGCAGUUCAAGAGAGCUCUGUUUGCUCCUCAAAACAGCUCCUUCGUCAAUCUUAAAAGCGAGGUCAAGAAGGUGAUUGAAGGGUCUAGAGAAGUUAUUGACCUGAAGUUCGGGUUUGGAGAUCCAGCAUUCCUGCAUCACCAGCUAGAUACCGCUGACAAGUUAGUGAGUGGAGUUAACCUUGAAUCAGGCGACGCCCAAGAAAUUGGCAUAACAUACGAGAUGAUGCAGAAUAUAAUCGAAAACGUUCUCAUGGAGAGUGGCUAUUAUGACAUGUCUCCUUGUGCAAGAAACCGAACGGUUCCUCUGGGUCCUAUUGGCACGGUGCCGGCAUCUGGUGUCAACUUAGGCCCCUCCAAGAGGGGUGGAACUUCCUAGUGUCAUAGUGAUUGGAGUCUUUCAUAACAGCCACAAUGGCAGCAUGAUAUACACAGUCUUAACAUCUGUUUUUAAUGUGGAGUGUUAAUGCUCGAAAACACGGUGUGGUCUCAACAUUCAGAGAUGAAUUGAAGCUUUCAGUGACAGUGGUUCUAAGCCAUCUGGGAUGGGAAACGAGAUUCCUGUGGAUGUAAAUGUUUGUAAAAACGAACUUAAUUUAUUUUUUUAGCGAAAGUUUAUUUAAAUGCAGUCGAUGAAAAGGAAAAAGGGAGAGUUUAUCUAGACCGCGCAUGUAAGUAAGUGUUUUCAUUGAUGUGUACCAAGAAUUUAGAGAAGACGAACUUUUUGUAUAAUUAAAUAAUCGACCGCGAAUAAGCAGAGGCGUAAUGUAGUUUUAAUUAGGGAUCCUAAUUGGUGGAAAAUUUUACAUCACUGUCUCGACCAGUCAGAUGAAAGGUUUAGGCUCAUCGUGUCUGGUUUUCAGUGCAAUGAAUCAGCAUCGAGAGGUGCUCGCGCAACUUGGUUAUCUUUAUCACCUACCUUGUGAAAGGAUUCCUGUCAAAUUUAAUCGGCUGAGCGCGUUGCCGAGGAUCAACAUUAAUUUUGUUUGUUUGGUACGCAGUAAUAUCUUAGAACCAAAACAGUUCCCGAUACUUCAUGGUCGUGGAAUUCAAAUCCACGACCAUAGGAAAGAGUUGCUCGAAGCUUCACAAUGACACAUGUUUGUUGUAAAUGACGUAUGUAAACGCUUCUCGUCAACUUCAGAAGUGGAUUUAGCUUGAGCCAGCGUAGUUAAUACCCUGGGGCACUGGAGGACCCUGGAGAAAUGUAGUGCUGAGGGGUAGGGGAUAGAGAACUGACUUUUUUCUCAACUUCCAGUGGCUUGCCGAGAGCUGAAUUGUUUCUCAACUUCCAAUAGCCUGCUGUGCAGGUAUAUUUGGUGAAUAAUUUUAGGUUAGUGCUGUUAAUUACACUUCUCACCACCCUGUUAAAUCUCUUUAGAAAAGAAUUAGCAGGGAAGAGAAGUUUUCUAUCGCUUUCUUUUUCCAUGAGAGUGAAGUAUGCACACCAUGUUAAGAAUUACUAUUGAGUGAAAAAUUGCUAAUCAAAAUGCAGAGUUUGUGAACUUAGAUUCUAUAAGUCAAAAUUUUAAGAUAUUUAUGCAUGGAGUGAAUUAGAAUUGAAUUUCUAUUUUUUAUUUUAAAGACGAAA
Messenger RNA from Pocillopora verrucosa, 5143 nucleotides. The record is from RefSeq and is a predicted model, not a curated record. Lineage: Eukaryota; Metazoa; Cnidaria; Anthozoa; Scleractinia; Pocilloporidae.